AUGCCGGCCCGGGGCGCCCCCGCCCACCCUAGACGCCGCGAGCCACGGGCUGCGCCCCGCCAGGUGCCGGGUAUCCAGGGCGCGCCGAGGACCGGGCCUGGCGGCCGGGCGGCGGGCGGCCGGGCGCCGCCAUCUUGCCGUACGGCGGGAGCCGCGGGGCUGGCUCCCACGUCCCGCAGCCGUGUCGCCGCGCGCCCUCCCCUCGGGGCGGUCCCGCCCGGGGCUCGGCGCGGCGAGACGAGGGCCGGAGCCAGGCGGCGGCGCGGCGGCCCGAGGCCCGAGAUGGUGAUCUGCUGCGCGGCCGCGAACUGCUCCAACCGGCAGGGCAAGGGGGAAAAGCGCGCCGUCUCCUUCCACAGAUUCCCCCUGAAGGACUCAAAACGUCUGAUCCAGUGGUUGAAGGCUGUUCAGAGGGAUAACUGGACGCCCACUAAGUAUUCUUUCCUCUGUAGUGAACAUUUCACCAAAGAUAGCUUCUCCAAGAGACUGGAGGACCAGCACCGCCUGCUCAAGCCCACGGCCGUGCCGUCCAUCUUCCACCUGGCUGAGAAGAAAAGGGGGGCCGGAGGCCAUGGCCGCCCCCGGAGAAAGGACACCAGGAAGGCCUCGGGGGGUCUGAGGGCACAUGCAAGUGACAUUGCCGACGGGAAGGCAGCUGCAGGGUCGUCGUCGUCGUGCUCGAGUGAAAGCCUAAUGGCCAAGCCCGAGUCCCGCAAGCUGAAGCGGGGCACAUCACAGGGCAGACCCGCAGCCAGGGCUACCCGGGAGGCCGCCGGUCUGCAGCGGGCCCGACAGCCUCCGGAAGGACACGGAGAUGACGGUCCGGCCUCCGCCACCGCGUCCGGCGGCCAGGGAGAAGCCAACACUUGUGCUGUGGAUGCCGGCGACGAGAACGCCACCUCCCCGGACGGGGGCCUGGUGGACAGGAGCGGCAUUUCCGUGGAUGACUUUACCCCCCCGGGGUCGGGGGCCUGCAAGUUCAUUGGCUCGCUUCAUUCCUACAGUUUCUCCUCCAAGCAUGCCCGCGAGAGGCCGGCCGUCCCCCGGGAGCCCGUGGACCGCAAGAGGCCGAAGAGAGACGCCGAGCCCGGCUGCAGCGGGAGCAGCCCGGGGCCCGAUAAGGGGCCGGCGCAGAGCCCGCCACGCGCGCCCCCCACGGCGAGCUCAUCGCUCACAGCCACGCCGCAGAAGCCCGCGCAGGGCCCCUCGGCGCCUCCGACCGACGUGACCCCGAAGCCGGCGGCCGAGGCCGUGCAGAGCGAGCACAGCGACGCCAGCCCCAUGUCCAUCAACGAGGUCAUCCUGUCGGCGUCAGGAGCCUGCAAGCUUAUCGACUCGCUGCACUCCUACUGCUUCUCCUCCCGCCAGAGCAAGAGCCAGGUGUGCUGCCUGCAGGAGCAGGUGGAGAAGAAGAACGGCGAGCUGAGGGCCCUGCGCCAGAGGGUCAGCCGCUCGGACAGCCAGGUGCGCGAGCUGCGGGAGAAGCUGGACCGGCUGCGGCGGCUGAGCCUCCCCCACCUGAGCAGCCUGCUGGCCCCCGGCCGCGAGGCCCCCAGAAUGAACCCUGUGCUGGAGCCGCUGUCCUGGAUGCUGGGCACAUGGCUGUCAGACCCGCCGGGAGCUGGGACCUUCCCGACCCUGCAGCCCUUCCAGUACCUGGAGGAGGUGCACAUCUCGCACGUGGGCCAGCCCAUGCUGAACUUCUCGUUCAACGCCUUCCAUCCGGACACCCACAAGCCCAUGCACAGGGAGUGUGGCUUCAUCCGCCUGGAGCCCGACACCAACAAGGUGGCCUUCGUCAGCGCCCAGAACACAGGCAUCGUGGAGGUGGAGGAGGGCGAGGUGAACGGGCAGGAGCUGUGCAUCGCGUCCCACUCCAUUGCCAGGACCUCCUUCGCCAAGGAGCCCCACGUGGAGCAGAUUACCCGAAAAUUCAGGCUGAAUUCCGAAGGCAAACUUGAACAGACGGUCUCCAUGGCAACCACCACGCAGCCCAUGACUCAGCAUCUGCAUGUCACCUACAAGAAGGUGACUCCAUGACCCCAGUUUUGACAAGAUCUGAAAAUGUUUAUAAAUCUGCAGUAGUCAGCAACAAGGUGAAGAGAAAGGUAGGACAAAAAGAAUUGCAGUGAGUUUUCCUUUACUUUUAAAGAGCUGAGAGUGUAACGACCCCAUUUCCAUGUGGACGAAGGGCAUUCCCAAGGCGAGAGGGUGGUGGUGAAUUUAUCAUCAUUCUGUAAAUUUGAUUUAGUCUCGGCAAUAUAAUAUUACCUUCAUUUGUUUACGAUGGAAGUUUCCAGACAUACACUGACCCCCUGGACCUCACCCCGUUCCAGCUCCUGCCAGCAUGUCCCCACACCGGUGGUUCCGUCUGCUCUUCCCCCCUUUUUGUGGCUGGAGCAUCUUAAAGCGAAUUCCACACACAGUGUCCCUUCUCUCGAACACUUCAGCAUGUGUGUAAAAGCAAAACAGAGCCUUUCUCUUUUCCUGAACACAGCACAGCAUCAGGGGCCUCACCGGGAACAUAGACACGGGGUGAAAGGAGGCCGCGCUCAAGAGCAGGGGUCAGUGUCUGCAGCCACACACCCCCUUGUCACACACCCUGGGGACAAAAGGCACUACCGGGGUGGGGGGGUUGUCAGUACCUGGGAGCGCAGAGGAGGGACCGGGGCUGGUGCCGAGCCCUCAGAGGAGCGUGGCUGGAGUGUGAGGAAGGCGGCCGGCCCCCUGCGUGCAGGGUGGACGUGGUGGCUGGGCUGGGCUCGCCGAGAGCGUCAGGUCAGCAGAGACUCAGGCCCAGUUCGUCCCUCCAGCUGCGAACCUGGGAAACCAGACAAGUUAUUGGCCUCCGAAAGUCAACGACGGGAGAGGAAUGGAUGGACACUCCCUUUCCAAAAGGUAGAAAUAGGAAAGAAGAAGGUGUGACAGGUCCUGAGCAAGUCCCAAACCUUAAGGCUUAAGAGGAACGAUCCUCUGUGGCUCAGUGUCUGUCCUCCGGGCCCCCCUGGGGUGGUCCUGCCCCCCCCCCCCAGCUUUGCCGGGUGCAGCGCUCACCACGGUUCUCAGGGGUUGGAGUCGUGUGCCUGCGGCUCUCCCCAGGUUCUGCCCACCCCGGGGUCGCCCUAGCGGGGGCUCUGCACCCCUUGCAGGGUGUGGGUCUCUGCCUAGGUCAUGAGCCUGAGGCUCCAGGUGGCUCCAUCCUUCAAAAUUGAGGGAAGGUAGCAAGGCCCCCAGGACUCUGCAUUCUGCGUGCUGGCAGAGAUGGUACCUUGUGGAAGCCAAACACCGAUUCCAGCCAAGUUUGCAGCUGUGCCCUCCAGUGGGGCAGCCACAUCUGCUGUGGCCCAGGAAUGUGGGGAGCAGAGCCUUAUCCUCUGGGCCUGGGAUGGAAGGGUCACCCCCACAAUCUCUGAAAUGCCUUUGAAGACAUUUUUCCAUUGUCUGGACUUUAAGCUUCUGUUUAGGUGGCUGCCUGGUCUCCCAUCAUGUGGGUAACUAGCUCGUAACUGAUGAGUACUAACCUCCGUGUCAAGUCCUCCCAAGCGUCAUGAUCUGUCUCAGCAAGCUUUCUUACUACUUUAAAUAUCAAUAGGCUGAGGAUUUUCCACAUUUUUAAGGUCUGCUUCCUUUUUGGUUAACAAUUCUGUCCUUAAGUCUUCUUGCAUUUUACUCUAAGUAUUCAAGAGAAACAAGGCCCCUCAUGCUUCAACACUUUCACUUUGCUUGGAAAUUUCCAGGCACAUAACCAAUUUCAUUGCUCACAAGUUCUACCUUCCACAAAACUAGGACACAUAGUUUAGCCAAGCUCUCUGUCCCGUCUUAACAAAGGUUGCCUUUCCUCCAGUUUCCAAUGACCUCCAUUUCCAUCUGAGAUCUCAGCAGACUGGCCUUUACACCUGUGAAAAUUAGUAAAGGGAAACCUCGCGGAACUGGAGUGGGGAGGGAAUUCCCUGGUGGUCCAGUGGUUAGGACUCUGAGGUCUCACUGCCAAGGGCCUGAGUUCAAUCCCUGGCCAAGGAACUAUGAUCCCACAAGCCACGCAGCACGGCCAAAAACAAAAAACAAAAAAUAA
Orcinus orca (killer whale) is the source of this 4072-nucleotide messenger RNA. RefSeq names its product THAP domain containing 4 (gene THAP4). The record is from RefSeq and is a predicted model, not a curated record. The transcript has 7 exons. Lineage: Eukaryota; Metazoa; Chordata; Mammalia; Artiodactyla; Delphinidae. The coding region runs from base 1 to 2040 and encodes 679 amino acids.